AUGUUGAUUAGUUUGGUGGUCAACACCUCGAAAGAGAUGAUGUGUUUCAGUGACUUUCCCAUGCCGGAAAACUAUCCAAACUACAUGCUCCACUCUCAGCUCCUGCAGUACCUCAGUCUCUAUGCUGAGCACUUUCACUUGCUCAGAUACAUCAACUUUCAGGUAGUGAGGAGUGCGACACAAAGACCAGAUUUCUCUCUGUCUGGUCAGUGGGACGUAGUGACCAUGAACAGGGAUGUAGAGGAAGAAAUGCUCGUCUUUGAUGCUGUCCUGGUGUGUUCAGGUCUUUUCACUAAUCUAACAUUUCCCCUGUCUGGUUUUCCAGGAUACAAGACCUUUACUGGCAGGUGUUUUCACAGCUGGGAAUAUAAAGAUGCAGAGGCCUUGAGAGGAAAGAGGGUGGUGGUGGUUGGCAUGGGUAAUUCCGGAGGGGACAUUGCUGUGGACGUCAGUAGAUCUGCUGAGAAGGGGGCGUGGCUUGGCUCCUGGCUACAGCAGACGAGGCACACCGGAUCUCAAUCAUCUCUUCACCUCCUCAAUAAAUGCCUGGUCUGCUCACCACUCCAGUGCCGGAUUAUUCCACCUUCGUGUGCCUUGCUGCUGGAUGCCGCUUCCUCGUUCCUCCCUGGAUCUACAAACCAGCCAGUACCCUGCCACUCCAGCCUGCUUGCACCUCUCCGAGAAAUAAUUUUUAUUAUAACCUACAACUUCUCGUUUGUGUCUGCUGUGGGGUCCAAAACCUAA
Limanda limanda (common dab) is the source of this 744-nucleotide messenger RNA. RefSeq names its product flavin-containing monooxygenase 5-like. The record is from RefSeq and is a predicted model, not a curated record. Bases 1 to 744 code for a protein of 247 amino acids. Gene Ontology annotation, molecular function: N,N-dimethylaniline monooxygenase activity; flavin adenine dinucleotide binding; NADP binding. The transcript is spliced from 5 exons. NCBI's taxonomy places the organism in Eukaryota, Metazoa, Chordata, Actinopteri, Pleuronectiformes, Pleuronectidae.